AGCCAGGGCCAGAAGGAAGGUGCAGAAGUGAGCCUGAGUGCAGAGUGAGGAGGGAUCGCCGCGUCCUUGUGGGGGCCUGAGCCCUCCAUGCCACGGCCUGAGGGACACGCAGACGGCCGGCGUUGGUGAGGCCCAGUGCUCCGUCAGUAAGAAGCCAAAGAUGUUGACCAGGAAGAUUAAGCUCUGGGAUAUAAAUGCCCACAUCACCUGCCGCCUGUGCAGCGGCUACCUCAUCGAUGCAACCACGGUGACUGAGUGUCUGCACACAUUCUGCAGGAGCUGCCUGGUGAAGUACCUCGAGGAGAACAAUACGUGUCCCACGUGCAGGAUUGUGAUCCACCAGAGCCACCCGCUGCAGUACAUCGGGCAUGACAGGACCAUGCAAGACAUUGUUUACAAGCUGGUUCCAGGCCUCCAGGAAGCGGAAAUGAGGAAACAGCGGGAAUUCUACCACAAGCUGGGAAUGGAGGUUCCAGGCGACAUCAAGGGGGAGGCGUGCUCUGCAAAACAGCAUCUAGACGCCCGGAAUGGUGAAACCAAAGCAGAUGACAGUUCAAACAAAGAAACAACAGAAGAGAAACAGGAAGAAGACAAUGAUUACCACCGGAGUGAUGAGCAGGUGAGCAUCUGUCUGGAGUGCAACAGCAGCAAGCUUAGGGGCCUGAAGCGGAAGUGGAUUCGUUGCUCAGCCCAGGCAACGGUCCUGCACCUGAAGAAGUUCAUUGCCAAGAAGCUCAACCUCUCCUCCUUCAAUGAGCUGGACAUUUUAUGCAAUGAGGAGAUCCUGGGCAAGGACCAUACCCUCAAGUUCGUGGUUGUCACCAGGUGGAGAUUCAAGAAGGCGCCCCUCUUGCUGCACUACAGACCCAAGAUGGACUUGCUGUGACCUGGCAGUCUUGGCGCCCUCGGGGCUCCGUGCGGUGACCCUGCUGUGGAAUGUCACCUCUUGGGUGUCAUGCGGACCAGAUUUCUGAAUAGAGAAUAUUUAUAACUUUUGUAUGAGAGAAUCCACACCCAAGACACUACCAGCACGCGUUUACAGAGGAUGAAGACACUUCGCAGUUCUGUGUGACCGCGCGCACUCGUCUCUGCUUCGUCCCCGGCCAGAGAGCGAGUGCAGUGCGAUGCGCUUCCGCCACCUC
Dipodomys ordii (Ord's kangaroo rat) is the source of this 1142-nucleotide messenger RNA. RefSeq names its product polycomb group ring finger 3 (gene Pcgf3). Lineage: Eukaryota; Metazoa; Chordata; Mammalia; Rodentia; Heteromyidae. Bases 161 to 886 code for a protein of 241 amino acids. The transcript is spliced from 9 exons. Gene Ontology annotation, biological process: regulation of transcription by RNA polymerase II. The record is from RefSeq and is a predicted model, not a curated record. Gene Ontology annotation, cellular component: PRC1 complex.